This is a messenger RNA of Gastrolobium bilobum, 3903 nucleotides long. RefSeq names its product protein ENHANCED DISEASE RESISTANCE 4-like. Bases 741 to 3476 code for a protein of 911 amino acids. NCBI's taxonomy places the organism in Eukaryota, Viridiplantae, Streptophyta, Magnoliopsida, Fabales, Fabaceae. The record is from RefSeq and is a predicted model, not a curated record. The transcript has 5 exons. Gene Ontology annotation, biological process: regulation of defense response to fungus.
UCAGUUUUCCGUUUCAAACUUUUGUCCAUUCCCAAUACGUACUUGGUUGCAGAUUUAGCCAAAAACUGAAAAAGGAAUCCAUCUAACGACGUCGUUUUACUGCGCUAUCAUUUGGGAAUUUGGACACAAUUAUUUGGUUUUUCUCCAUGUUUGCAUAGGACCAGUACGUUACAACGUUGGAAAAUGAUCCAAUAUUUCUUCUGCUGCUACUAUUUUAAUCCCUCUUUCUUUUUCUCUCUCAAGCCCAACACACACAGUUAACAAUAUAUUUUAUAUAAUUAAAAAGUUGGAAUUUUUCAGUAAUUCUGCAUUAGAAUUUCAGAGUUUAAUCUCACAAAAUUCUAAGAUUCCCAGAGGAAAAUUUGUCCCCGCUGUGCUGUGAUUCUCAAUUACCUCCUUAUUUUUUUUUCUCUCUCUCUCUCUUUCUCUGUCUUUCUUGUCUUUGGCGUUUGGAUUCUGAGAAAAAGAAAAAGAAAAAGAGUUCUCUUUCUCUUUCUCUCUCUUUUAGCUUAUUGUUUUCACUUUCAGAACGGAAGCUUUGCUUCACGACAUCCCCACCACCACCUUCGACACUUCCCUUUCUAACGUUUGUUUCUUAGAAACCAAGCGUUCACUUUUGGUUCAAACACGCCUUUUUUCCUUGUUGCUUUUCUCUCAUUUUUCAUGUGCUUCAAGGUGUCUUCCUUGCUGGUGAUGUUGUUUGUUUAGUCCCUUUUUUCCUUUGUGUAUCUCACUCGCCAAUGGCGGACUCGGCCAAGUUGAGGUUGGUGCGCUGCCCAAAGUGUCAAAAUCUCCUUCCAGAGCUCGUCGGUUACUCUGUUUAUCAAUGUGGUGGUUGCGGUGCUGUUCUUCGAGCUAAGCAUGAAGGUUAUGUGAGUGGUAGCUUGUCUGAUGAAGGGAAGGUUGGAGGAGAUUCUGGCAAAUUAGAAGAUUCAUUGGAGAAGGGCUUAGUUGAUCCCAGUGAUACUUCAGAUGUUGAUGCUAAGUCAAACAGUGGUCCCUCAAGGCAUGAUAAUCAAAGGGAGAUGGAUAAAGAAAAGAGCAGUCAGGAGAGAUUUCCAAAUCAAUCAGAGGAUACUCAUGAGAAAGGGGUUUUAGAGAAUGUUGCCGAUGUCAACAGAAACAAAGAUGAAGUUUGUAAAACAUUAGGAAGAGAACAGGAGGAACCUAAGUCUCAAAUUGGUAAUGAAAAUGGGUCCAAAUUCUCUGGGAGAAAGUCUAACUGGCAAAAUGGAGCAAGAAGUGAGAUGGAAGGCUUUUGGAGAAAGCCAAGAGCUGAUAUGGAAAGUGUGAGGUUUUCCACUUCGAAUUAUCCUGAUGAGGGACCUUCAAAUGGCUAUUCCGGUUUUCCUUAUAAUUAUAUGGAGCCAUGGAGAAAUCAUAAAGAAAUAGAUGGUGCGAACAAGGUUCAGCACCUUGAGCAUGAUCGAACUGAACUUCUUAGGAAGCUGGAUGAGUUAAAGGACCAGAUUAGUAAGUCCUCUGAAGUGGUUAACAACCCAAAAGAAAAGUUUCAUCUUGAUGAAAGAAUGAUUCCUCCAGAUCCUCAUCCUUCUGGUGGCUCUGAUCCUUGGUUUCCUGAUGGAUUGUCAGGGUUGAACAGGACUUCAAGGCAACUUUUUGGCACUGAUAAACAUAUUGCUGCUCCCCCUCAUUUCAAUUAUCAUCAUGAUCCAUAUCCUUACACAAGUGGUCAUGAAAUGGCUAUGCCCAACUUUCAUCCUUCAAUGCAUAAUGCAAAUCAAUAUGGGGAUCCUUUUGCAUCCCAAAUGUUGAGGAGAGGUCCACAUCAGUUACCCCAUCAGUUCCCACAACAACCAUUGCAUUCCUACCAUCCUGGACGCUAUGUUGAUACUAAUCCAGAUUCAUAUGGACACUAUGCACAUAAUGCAAUGCUUCACCCGCAUUCUUGCUCUUGUUUCCAUUGCUAUGACAACAAACGAAGAGAUGCAGUGCCAGCACCGCCUGCUUCAUUCAUUAACAGCAGAUUCCCUGAUACCCCAAACGAUCCUAUGUUAUACCAUCAUGAGAUCUCAGGGGCAUUUGGUCCACAUGUUCAUAAUUCUAGAACUGCCAUUCCUCUUGUAAGUUUUCGUGAAAAGCAAUUGCAUACAAGAUGGCCUAGUGACAUCAACUCUGAGAUGGGUAGUUUUGUUCGAAGCCGUCCUUGGAAAGUAAUGUUAACUAGUGGUAGUCAGCGUUGUCAUCCUGUAGCUGGUGGUUUGCCCUUCAUCAUAUGUCAUAAUUGCUUUGAGUUACUGCGACUGCCUAAAAAAGGGUUGGUUCUAGUGAAAAAUCAUCAGCAGACAGUGCGAUGCGGGACUUGUUCUUCGGAAAUCAACUUUUCUUUCAUCAAUAAUAAGCUGGUUAUUACUCCUCAUUCAAAAAUGAAGGGAGUUCCCACAAAGGUUGAUGAUAGCUCUAAUGAGGUUGCAAGUGACCGUGUGCUGCAUUCCCAUGGUCAUGUGAACAGGAGUGGUGCUAACUUCUCAUCUGAUGAUUAUUCUGGUUAUGAUUUUCAUUCAGUAGAUAGAGAACCUCUUUCACUGGUUUCUUUGAACGCUAACAAGCCUGAGGAGAUGCAAAGUUUCCAUUCUUCAACUCUCAGUACCUCUGAAGAUGAAAAUAGUCCAGAAGUGAUGAUUGCUCCAAGGGAGGCCACCAAGUCCAUUCAUCAGCCAACUAAAGACUCUGUGUCUCCUCCACCGGCUGGCUCUCCUCUGCAAGAGUAUUUUGAUUACUCUAAUAAUAAUCAUGCAGUGAACCGGUUUGGAAAAGGCAACCGAAGUAGUCGCUCUGAGCAAGAGAAGGAAAAAGUGGACAAGAUUACAUCACGUCAAAAUUCUUUGAAAGAGGCAGCGCUUGCAACUGAGAUGGAUGUCCAUGAUUAUUCUAACACUGUGGCCUCCCAAGAUUCUGGAGAUGCUAGCCGAGAACAUGAUCAUCCAAGAUCCAACAAAAGGGGUGAAUCAUUUUUUGCAAACAUUAUCAAGAAAAGCUUCCGAGAUUUCUCCCGAUCUCAUCAGACAGAUGAUCGUGGCAAAAUUAAUGUUACUGUAAAUGGGCAACCCAUAUCAAAUCGUGUGCUUAAGAACGCUGAAAAGCAAGCUGGACCAGUCCAGCCUGGAAAUUAUUGGUAUGAUUUUCGGGCUGGAUUUUGGGGCGUCAUCGGUGGCCCUUGUCUUGGUAUAAUUCCUCCAUUUAUAGAAGAGUUCAAUCAUCCCUUACCAGACAAAUGUUCUGGUGGGAAUACUGGUGUUUUUGUAAAUGGUAGGGAACUUCACCAAAAAGAUUUGGAGUUGCUUGCUGGAAGAGGACUUCCCUCUGAUGGAGAUAGAUCUUAUAUUAUUGAAAUUUCUGGGAGAGUGCUCGAUGAAGACACUGGAGAAGAGCUGGACAGCCUCGGCAAACUUGCACCAACAGUGGAGAAAGUUAAGCAUGGAUUUGGCAUGAAAGUACCUAGAGCAGCUACAUAAUCAAAAUUUAGAAACAAGUAUUCAGUUGCUUGUUUGAAAAGGUGAAUUUUGUUCCUUCCUUCUGAAGAUUUGGAAACUUCUAUUUGAGACCUGAUCAUGGAACAAGUCUAGAAAUGUUUGGAAGAUUACUUGAAAUUCUUCUGUUAUAUGUCCAGGAAUAAGUGUGAUUUUGUGCAGGACUUGAAUCUAGAUUGCAUAUGAAAUUUGUAAAUUUUUUAUUUUUAUUUAUUAAAAGAAAAUGCUUCAAAAGUUUUGUACUUGAUAUCAAGUAGUUUUAGGAGGAGUUAAAAUGAUUGUGCGAAAAGUCUAGCAUCUAGGGUAGAAUUUGAUGUUUAUAAAUGUGUAAUGUAUUCCUUGAUCAGUUUGUAGUAGUUAUGCAUUUGUAAGUCAAACCUGGAAAUAUUUUAAUAUGAUCUGGAGCAAGAUU